Molecule: messenger RNA, 1115 nt
Organism: Impatiens glandulifera
Lineage: Eukaryota; Viridiplantae; Streptophyta; Magnoliopsida; Ericales; Balsaminaceae
Exons: 3
Coding region: 97-783 (228 amino acids)
Source: RefSeq, a predicted model, not a curated record
AGAGAGAAAGGCGAUCGAUCCAGAACCAGAACCGCGCUAGCUUCUUCUUUCUUCUUCGUCUUCUUCAUCAGCAAGCAGCUUUCGAUACUACUGUAAAUGAGGAUCAGGAAGCUUGCGAAACUCCAUGGAUUCACUUUCUGCAACAACAACAAUGCUGUUUCCAAAACUGACUCUAUCUCUCCGCCUGCUUCUUCUCCUUCUCCGGUUCCAUUUCUUCAAUCACACAUAUGUCACCUCAAUCAAUCUCCAUGGGACGUAGCCACCUUCUCUCCUCCCGAAUCUCCUUCUUCUCCUUUCCAGGUCGACGGCGAUGAGAGUAACACUGUUGAUUCAACCGGAGCUAUUGAAAGUGUAUCUGUAUCGUCUAUGAACAAUAUUGAGAUAAAUAAUGAUUAUAAUAGAGACUUGCAACUGCAACCGGAACCGGAACCACCGGGAAAGGGAAACCGGCGACAUGAGACGGCGGCGAUGAAUCCAGCUGCUGCGGAGAGCUCAACCGCUGGGAGACGAACGAAGAAUUCAUACGAUUUCUAUUAUUACUCGGGAUUCGGACCUCGGUGGGGUAAGAGGAGAGGAUUGAGAAAUGAAAAUGGAAAAUCGAUUGGAAUUAUGGAGGCGGCGGCGGUGGUUGAAGAUGAUGUAAUCGCGGCCGCUGGAGAGCAAUUGGAUUACGUGGAGUUGGAUGAAGACGAUGAUGAUUAUAAUGGAGUGAAGAUGAAGAUGAAGAAGAAGAAGAGAGGAAGAAAGCCAAUCAAAGCUAGGUCACUCAAAUCCUUGAUGUGAUCAAAGGAAGAAGACAACAAUGGAGUUCCUCCUGUAAGGUUAAUCUCUCUAUCUCUCUCUCUUCUGGUUUGAGUCUUUCUUCUAUCCAUGUUAUCGGAGUUGUAGAGAGAGAGUAACGGAAUUAGUUGUUUUUUUUUUUUUUUUUUUUUGAAGGGGUGGAUUUGUUUUUUUUUAUAUGAUUAAACUUUGAAGUUAAUCUUAAGGGAAAAAAAAGGGGUUUGGAUUUUGAAGGCAGUAAUUAUCCUUGCAAGGGAUUUUGUCAAUCUUUAAAUGGAAAGGGUCUUUCUGUCAAUUCAGGUUAUUUAAAGUGGUAGGAUCCUCAUUUUAUCUGA